AAACUGGCUCAAGUCGGUCUUCAUCAAGUGGGGUUAUCCCAAGCUCUGACGCAAGGCAAUUUACAGACCUUGCAGAUGUCUCAUUCCAUGUCUCAGUCGAUGAGUCAAAUGUCGGAUGAUGAGCCAUCUUCGCCGGAGUCGACAACCUUCGACGGCUCGGACCUGCUGAAUUCCACGGUCGGCGAUGAAGUCACAGCACAGCUUGCGGCAGCAGGGCCAGUUGGAGUGGCUGCUGCAGCGGCUAUUGCGACUGGAAAGAAGCGGAAAAGGCCACAUUCGUUUGAAACGAACCCUUCGAUCCGAAAACGCCAACAAACUCGUCUACUGCGGAAAUUGAGAGCGACGAUUGACGAGUACACAACUCGAGUAGGACAGCAAGCUGUUGUGUUGUGCGUGUGCCCUGGAAAGCCAAAUCCGCUUUUUAAGGUGUUUGGUGCCGUUCCUUUAGAAAAUGUGGUUCGGAACCUUAAACAGCUUGUUCUUCAAGAUCUAGAGCAUGCUUUAGCAGAGCAUGCCCCUCCACCUCCCCCAGAAAAUCCAGAUAUCUACACACUACCCCCUCUUGUCAUCGAUGGCAUUCCAACUCCUGUUGACAAAAUGACCCAAGCCCAGCUCAGAGCAUUUAUUCCCAUGAUGUUGCGCUACUCCACUGGUCGCGGGAAGCCAGGCUGGGGGAAGGAUUCAACACGCCCAGCUUGGUGGCCAUCAGAUUUGCCAUGGCAGAAUGUUCGUAGUGAUUGUCGCAGUGAAGAUGAAAAAGCCAGAAUCUCCUGGACAAAUGCUCUGCGACAGAUUGUGAAGAACUGCUACAAGUUCCAUGGAAGGGAAGAUCUGUUACCAGCUUUCUCUGAGGGAGAUGCCACACAGCACCAGUAUGUACAGCAACAGCAUCAGAUGGUACAUACCAUUUCAAAUGCUGAUGGAACAGUGUCACUGAUACAAGUAGAUGCGUCAGGUGCUGUCAGCACUCUAUCAGAUGCAACCACUUCACAAACAGAAGCAACCCAGGCUGUGGCAACAUUGGCUGAAGUUGCUGCAGCAACUCAAGUAGAAGUAACUCUUCCUCAUCCAGGUCAGGGUGACGGAGUGGGAAUUGACCAAAGUGAUUUGUCACACACAGAGGCUAUUGCACAAGCAGCUGUUGCCACUCUAGCAGAAGCCACCCUUGCUGAUGGAGGGCAGAUUGUUUUGCCAGAACAUGCUGCAGCUGCAGCUGCAGCAUUGGCAAAUGUUCAGGAUAACUUGAAUACUUCUAACAUGGUCACCAUUCCAGUUCAGGCAGCAGCAUCUCUCAUGCAGAUUCAAACUCAUCAUUUACCUGCUAGUACUCAUUCUCAGUACAUCUCUGCAUCAGUUCCCCAAGUAGCAAUGGCACCUCAUUCGAUAAUUCAGACAGUGACGACCUCCACAAUGGGACAUGAAGUCCACACCCAGAUAGUUGACACAUGUGAAGGUGUCCCUGUUGCCACUCAAGCAGUAGAAGUAGUAACUCUAGAAAAUUCACAAGAUCCAAUGAACUGA
This is a messenger RNA of Pocillopora meandrina, 1521 nucleotides long. The record is from the annotation of a GenBank genome assembly. Lineage: Eukaryota; Metazoa; Cnidaria; Anthozoa; Scleractinia; Pocilloporidae.